Messenger RNA from Drosophila eugracilis, 1673 nucleotides. RefSeq lists its product as uncharacterized. Lineage: Eukaryota; Metazoa; Arthropoda; Insecta; Diptera; Drosophilidae. Bases 369 to 815 code for a protein of 148 amino acids. The transcript has 3 exons. Gene Ontology annotation, molecular function: carbohydrate binding. The record is from RefSeq and is a predicted model, not a curated record.
UCUCUCCGGUUCCCCCAGAAGUAUUCCUCCUCAGUUCUCAAUCACGCGCGAAAGUGAACGGUUAUUUCGUUUUAGUUCAAAAAAAGCUGAACAAAUAUGCAAUUUAACGUACUUUACCCGUGACGCUUUAGGUUUAAAUCCUCUUUAAGUACCCUUCAAAUAACCACGUAUAUGAGUUAGCUCCAACAGUAUUGACCAAGUCACCCAAGUGCUAACUACUCCCCCUCCAGUUUUAUUGGGAGUCAUUGUAACCGUUGGCAACUGCCACAGCAAAAUUAUUUACAAUUUACCGGAUAUAAUUUGCAUUUAAAAAACCAGACUAAAAAUAAAACCCCAACAGAAGUGAAAAAUUUUAAAACGCAUUUAAGAUGCCUGAUGUGAAGUUCCUGGCCGUUCUGCCCACCAAUGCUAAUGCAUCGGAUCGCGUAACAAGGCUAUCCAUUAGCGGCAAUCUACUCCAGAAUCCCCAGCAAUUCUCGGUGAACUUUGUCAACAGUCCGGACUGCACGGACAACAUCACGUAUCACUUCAAGGUGGUCAUCCCCACACAGACGAUAAUCGAGAAUUAUAAACGGAACGGCGAGUGGAGCAGUCUUCAUCAGGAAAAGUACCUGAACAUCUUCGACGAGUCCUCGUUUUGCCUUGAGUUCGCCUUCGACUACGAUAACUCUAUGAUGCGGGUGUACCAGGGCAGGGAUUCGGGCCACAAUUUCAUAACCGAGUAUGAGACCCUCUUCUCCCUAUCCGACAUCCAGGCUAUACAGGUGUGGGGCGAUGUGCAGAAAGUCAACCAGUUUGCCCUAGGCUACAACUGAUAGGGAGAGAAACCCCCAAAAUCCCCACGAUCCCAAGGUAGCAAGUCAUAUUCAUCUAUUUAUUGCACUUCUUCAAUCGCUUAGAUUCAAGUUUGGUGGCGGGGCACAUAUUGUCCUAACACUGCACGACCUUAAUCCUUUCACCUGUAGUUUUAAAUAGUUUGUUGGCUCUUGCAUCCCAUAUAUGUACAUCUUUUUUCUAUAAGCGACAUGCUUUCACUACCUCUUCAUUUGGUUAUACGUUGAAUUUUCUUAUAAUACGAACAAAAAUGCUCCACUUAAUCCUGAUCCAACUGACUUUUAAACAGUAUUAAACCAAUAUAUAUUUAUAAAUUUAAUUAAUUUGAAUUUGAACUUAUCUCAAUAAUUGAAAACUGCAAAAUUCUCAAAAUUUAUAGUAUUUAAGCAUUUUUCUUUUUUCCUGCCUAGUUAUUGAAACUGUUUUGAAUGUAUUUUAGAAAAUUGCCUUUACUGAUAUCCCCUGAUUAUAUUUAUUUCUUUUCCGGUAUUUAGUAUAUCAAAAGUGUCAAAUAUUUGUCACCUUUUUGUGUUUUAGUCAUAUCGCACUAUCACUAUCGGGAAUUUUACGAAUUAUCCUGUGACGUAACUAGAGUUCUGCUAUUGCCUAUUGCUUCUUAUCGCAGUUGCUGAUUAUUUCCUUGUUUGUAGUUGAUAAUCAUUGUUAAUUGUUGGGCCAAAGAAUUGAAUGUAUUAUACACGUUGAGUUUCCUUGCUUGCUGAUGUCUUCCAUUUAGUUUUCGAACUUAUUUGUAAGCUUUCCAUGUAAUUCCCAUACGAACACGCCAAGUAUUAAAACAUUGCAUUAUUCUCAAUUAAAUGCGUAAACACGAAAAUUCA